UUCUUCGUCUCCGAAGAGAAGAGAAAAGAAUGGGAAACAGAGAAGACUUGAGAUCGAUUCUACCAUAUCUACCAGUGGUGAUACGUUCUUCUUCUCUUUUUUGGCCGUCCCAAGUGGUGGAAGCACUCAGAGAACUCGGAAAAGGCCGGGUCGACUCAGGCGAGCUCUUGGUCAACGCCAUUUCUGACCUCAGAAACUCUCUUUCUCUCUCUUCCGAACCUUUAGCCCCUUCUACUUCACAUGGAUAUGCCUUCUUCUUCGACGAGCUUAUGUCCGAAGACGAAUCUCGGAUUUGGUUUGAAGAGGUGGUUCCAGCAUUGGGAAAUUUAGUUUUGAGGUUGCCCUCUUUGUUGGAAACACACUAUGAAAAUGCUGAUAUGGUUAUAGAUGGAGGGGAAGGUGUGGUUAGAACUGGUCUUCGCUUACUGGAUUCACAGGAAGCAGGGAUAGUGUUCCUUAACCAGGAGUUGAUUGCUGCUCUUCUUGGGUGCUCAUUUUUUUGUUUAUUCCCAUACUAUGACAGAUAUGGGAAAAAUCUUCAAAUGAUCAACUUCGAUGAAUUGUUUGCGAGUCUAUAUGAUGGUUACAGUCAAAAACAAGAAAAUAAGAUUCGGUGCAUUGUUCACUAUUUUCAAAGGAUAACUUCUGAUAUGCCUAAGGGUGUUGUGUCAUUUGAGCGAAAAGUACUUCCCUUGGAAGGCGAUCCUGUUCACAUUUGUUACCCAAAUGACAACUUUUGGAGCUCUUCUGUUAUACCUCUAUGUAAAUUUGAGGUUCAUAGUUCAGAGCUCAUAGAAGAUCAAUCAAGUGGAGCUGUUGAAGUGGAUUUUGCAAAUAAAUAUCUUGGUGGUGGUGCUCUCCGUAGGGGCUGUGUACAGGAGGAAAUCCGCUUCAUGAUCAGUCCUGAAUUGAUUGCUGGCAUGCUCUUCUUGCCAUCAAUGGCGGACAAUGAGGCUAUAGAUAUUGUUGGUGUGGAGAGGUUUUCGAGUUAUACAGGGUAUGCAUCAUCAUUUCGAUUUUCUGGUGAUUAUGUGGAUGAAAGGGACAUAGACACCCUUGGAAGACGUAAAACCAGGAUUGUUGCAAUUGAUGCAUUAUGUAGCCCAGGGAUGAGACAAUACAGGGCAAAUUUCCUCCUCCGUGAGACGAACAAGGCAUUCUGUGGCUUUCUGUACCAACCUAAAUAUCAGCAGUAUCAGAAAAUAUUGCUUGAGAAUGGAUGCUCAUCUGUAUUGUUUGAUGCUUCCACCUCAACAUAUAUGGAAACAUGUGAAGGAAAGAUUUUAAAUCCCGAUAUCAGAAAUUCUCAAAAUGAUUACCAUAGAAUGGAGCGGGGCAAUGAUUUUGGGGUUGCAACUGGAAACUGGGGAUGUGGUGCUUUUGGAGGAGAUCCUGAAGUGAAGACCAUAAUUCAGUGGCUUGCAGCUUCUCAGGCUCGUAGACCUUUCAUAGCAUACUACACUUUUGGCUUGGAAGCAUUGCAGAACCUAGACAAGUUGAUUUGUUGCAGGUUGCUCGUUGGAUUUUGUCACAGAGAUGGACAGUUGGGGACCUAUGGAACAUGCUAAUUGAGUACUCAACAAAAAGAUCAAAAGGGGAAACUAAUGUCGGCUUCCUUCAAUGGCUCCUGCCAUCAAUAUAUGGUCGUGGUGCAGGGAUGGAUUUGCCAAAUAUGCCUUAAUCUGUUGUUGAUUUUCUUAUCUUUGAUCAAUGUCUGUUCUCUCUUUGAAGAAAAUAUGGUGUAAUGAAAAGAAAAAAAUGAAGAAGCCAUGAAAAAGUCAAUGUUGUUCUGAACAUGUGUAUACCAUGUUGUAUAGUUUGAUUUGGAGACUACAAAUUUUAUCAUUCUUGCAUACUUACGGUUGUGAAGCUAGAACCU
Messenger RNA from Gastrolobium bilobum, 1879 nucleotides. Its product is annotated as poly(ADP-ribose) glycohydrolase 1-like. Gene Ontology annotation, biological process: nucleotide-sugar metabolic process; carbohydrate metabolic process; ATP generation from poly-ADP-D-ribose. The record is from RefSeq and is a predicted model, not a curated record. Lineage: Eukaryota; Viridiplantae; Streptophyta; Magnoliopsida; Fabales; Fabaceae. The transcript has 11 exons. The coding region runs from base 30 to 1568 and encodes 512 amino acids. Gene Ontology annotation, molecular function: poly(ADP-ribose) glycohydrolase activity. Gene Ontology annotation, cellular component: cytoplasm; nucleus.